AUGGCAGAAUCCAACUUCAACCAGGCGGCGGAGCAGCGGCAGCAAUUGGAUAGCCUUGCUUCAUGCUUCAACAAUCCAGCCAGCUUCCCCGAUGUGACAAUGACCUGCGAUGGAAAGAAGUGGCGAUGUCACCGGAUGGUCCUGGGCAUGCGAUCUGAGACGUUUCGACGCAUGUUUUCUAACAACUUCAUGGAAGCCGGCCAGUCUGAAAUUCCCCUUCUCGGAUGCGACCCUUUCGCACUGGAAGCUGCCUUGGAAUACUGCUACACCCUCAAAGUCCGAUGCCAUGACCUAGCGCAAGAUGGAAAAAUGAGCCUGGCGCUCUUCCACGUCCACCUUUUCGAAAUCGGCGAAACUCGUUUCAUCAGAGGCCUCGCCGGUCUAGCGGCAGACGGCUUCAAGAGAGCCAUCGACUCUGACGACAUUACUCCCGAGCAACUAGCCGAAGCAAUUAGAGCAGCGUAUGCCGUGUCAGAUCCUACGCGACUGCUGCGCGACCCCAUCAUAAACAGAGUGCUGAACAACAAGGAAACAUUGUUGAGUGGUAGCAUGCGUUGCUUCAACGAGCUAGUUUCAGGGGGGUCAGAUUUUGGAUAUGAGAUGAUAAGGGCUCUGAGGGCCCACACCGGAUCCGCCAACAUUCCGCUUGCUCGCCUCCAGGUGCUGGCAGGUGAUCCGACGGGUCGCCGCGUCGCCAUCGGGCUGGUUGCCAUGGACAAUCCAGUCGGCGGUAAUACGAACAGUCCGCCAGUUCUCGUGGUCACCGUUGGAGUGGACGCUCAGGGCCGCAUCAACUACCGCGUUCGCGCCACCGACCUGACAGGCCACACCGUUCUUGGUGGUGCUAGCCGUGCCAACUCUAUCAGCUGGACGGGUCUUCUCGCCCGCCGUCUCCAGCUCCUCGGCCGAUUCACCUGUGCCACGGAAGCUGAAGUCCGAACCUUCGCCACCAACUUGGACGCAUCUGUUCGUUCGGGGGGAAAUACCGAUGCAGAUCGCCUCCCACUGGCCGAGCGCUCGCCAAGCCGUAAUUCGAACGGUCAGGGCCGGCGCUCGACCGCAUACUAG
Messenger RNA from Ramularia collo-cygni, 1068 nucleotides. RefSeq lists its product as uncharacterized. Bases 1 to 1068 code for a protein of 355 amino acids. Gene Ontology annotation, molecular function: protein binding. The transcript is spliced from 2 exons. Gene Ontology annotation, cellular component: cytoplasm; ubiquitin ligase complex. The record is from RefSeq and is a predicted model, not a curated record. NCBI's taxonomy places the organism in Eukaryota, Fungi, Ascomycota, Dothideomycetes, Mycosphaerellales, Mycosphaerellaceae.